Racocetra persica is the source of this 230-nucleotide messenger RNA. The record is from the annotation of a GenBank genome assembly. NCBI's taxonomy places the organism in Eukaryota, Fungi, Glomeromycota, Glomeromycetes, Diversisporales, Gigasporaceae.
GGUAAGACUGGUGAACAAAAGUUAAAACAAUUAUUCAAUUAUGAAUAUUGGAAUGUUCAACAAAAUCCAAAAUUAAAAACUAAAGGAUACGUUUUAUUUAUAGAUAAUGAGAGUUCUUAUGAAGUUACCUUUAGUUGGUCGCAAUCAGAGUUAAAAAAGAAUGAUUAUACUUUUCAAUGCGGAACCGCUACUUGUAAAUUUGUAGCAAAUUCUGGAGAAUUUUUUGAACC